AUGGCAACCAUCAAGGCCAUCGAGGCCCGUUCGGUUCACCAAAUCCAAUCCGGUCAGGUUAUAGUUGACCUCGCUCGGUUGCGAAGGAGCUGGUCGAAAAUAGCAUCGACGCAGGAGCUACAGGUCCGAUUUAAAAACAAUGGGCUAGACCUGAUCGAGGUGCAAGAUAACGGCAGUGGAAUCUCGCCUGAGAAUUACGAGAACUUGGCGCUUAAACACUACACCUCCAAACUGUCCUCGUACGAUGAUCUCUCGCGUCUACAAACCUUUGGCUUCCGCGGCGAAGCAUUAUCUUCCCUAUGUGCCCUGUCCGAUUUCCAUAUCGUCACGGCCCAGGCCAAUCAGGCCCCCAAGGCGAGCCGCCUUGAUUUCGAAUCGUCUGGCAAGUUGAAGAAGUCACAGGUCGUCGCAGGCCAGCGGGGCACCACUGCUUCGGUGGAAGGCUUGUUCAAGAGGCUGCCCGUUCGACGUCGCGAGUUGGAAAAGAAUAUCAAGCGUGAAUAUACGAAGGUCUUAAACCUUCUACAUGCUUAUGCGUGCAUCAGUACGGGUGUCCGAUUCAGUGUCAGGAGUACAAUGGGAAAGACACGAAAUGUGGUUGCCUUCUCCACAAACGGCAACAAAACUACAAAAGAAAAUAUUGCUAACAUCUAUGGCGCGAAGACGCUUCUGGCCCUGAUUCCACUUGAUUUGGAGCUGGAGUUCGAACCAUCGGCAGCCGCUAGGCGAGCUGCAGAUGGAAAUGGGAAACAGUUAAAUAAGAUCUUCGUUCGGGGACAUGUCUCUAGACCGGUAUUCGGGGAAGGAAGACAAACACCCGAUCGUCAGAUGUUCUUUGUGAAUUCUCGCCCUUGUGGGCUACCGCAAAUUGCAAAAGCAUUUAACGAAGUCUACAAGUCGUUCAAUAUUUCCCAGUCACCGUUUGUUUUCGCAGAUUUUCAUAUGGACACUGAUGCCUAUGAUGUCAAUGUGUCUCCUGACAAGCGAACAGUUCUACUUCAUGAUGCGGGGGCGCUGAUUGAUUCUCUAAAAGUCGCACUAACACAAUUGUUCGAAUCUUCCGAUCAGACUGUCCCUCAGUCCCAGGUUCUUGGAUCCAGACAGCCCGAUUCCAAGCAGAGUAAAAAAGGCCUACAUGAUAUCAUCUCCCGAAGGCAUACAGCCAACGAGGAACUUGAUGAUGCGGAGAAUGAUGAGCAAGAUAUUGAAGACGAUGAAGUGGAGCAAAGUCAAACUAGCUUGCAAAGUAGAAUGAAGGACUUUCUCAGUGGCCACAGCUCUCGUCAAGAACAAACAAUUAUGUCAUCCUCCCCCGCAAGAUUGAAUAUCUCGAGAUUACAAGAUAUACCAUCUUUGCCGACGACUCCUCGGACUACGCAUGAACAACCCAGCCAGGACAGUGAGCCACGACCCAGAAAGAGCGAUGGUCCAGCCGAUAAAGUCUCAUUGGGCUUAAGUGAAAACGUCACACCUCAGGGUUCUGCUGGACUGGACACGGAGGUCGAUGAAGUUGAAGACCGCACCUGUCAGAGCAAUGUCUCAGAUGAAAACACAGCUCCUGCGCAGGAGGUAGACACUCUGGAGACGCCAAAUACAAUCCAGAAUGCAUUUGAUAGAAUGCGGCCAAGAAGAAUGCCCCCCGAGGUUGCCACUAUUACUAUUGGCAACAGAACCGUUACCUCUAUGGUGGGGAGUGGUGUCCCCAAAAAGAGGGACGGGGAUUUUAUCAGUGGUGACUAUCCUUCAGCUCGGAAAAGACGGAUUCACACCCCAUCUCGCGCUGGUAUAUUUGGUAAGCAAAUGAGAAAUUUUGCUGCCCCGGGGUCCCAGUUAGAGCACGCGACGAACGGUGAUGCCGAGGACGUUAUGGAGGAAGAUGAGGAAGAGGAGAUCGAAGAUGAUGAAGAAGUUGAGCAAUUCGAGGAUGUAGAGUCUGAGGAUGGAUCUCAACUUUAUUGUCCGUCAGAUCAGGGCAGUGAUCAUUCGCACCACGACGCUGCUAGUCAGGGCUCGAUUGAGCAAGAAGUUGGCCAUGAAGAUGAAGCUGCGACAUCAGAGUCGCCUGCAACACCUGUUGCAAGACAUAUGGAUGAUGAUGAAAAAAGGAAGCAUGAAGAGGGAGAGGUUCAACGACUCAUUCAAGAGGCAGAGGAGAAGGCCGUCUUGUCACAAGAAAGCAAUGUCCACCGCGCGAAUAAACUAAAUAAGGGAGCUGCCCAUCGCGACUCUACGGUCCAAUUGGUGAGCACCAUCAAUGGGUCACUUUCCAGAAUCCAAUCCCAGGCGGAAACAAUUCAAGAGAGUCUCCGGUUAUAUGUUACCGGUUCCGGCGAUCUUCAAGACGCAAUGGAGACAUCGCUGUCGCAAGAGACAGCCGAGGAACAGUUAUCUCUCACUGUGGCCAAGGAUGAUUUUGCCAAUAUGCGCAUCAUCGGGCAGUUCAACCUAGGGUUUAUUUUGGCUACGCGGUCAUCGACAGUUAAACCGGGUUCAGGAUCGUCCAACGGCAAGGACGAACUGUUCAUCAUCGACCAACAUGCCUCGGAUGAGAAAAUCAACUUUGAACGGCUCCAAGCAGAAACCGUAGUGCAGAAUCAGCGAUUGGUCCAGCCAAAACGAUUGGACCUCACGGCGGUCGAGGAGGAAAUCGUCAUCGAGAACCAGCCCGCGUUGGAGAAAAACGGCUUUAUUGUGGAAGUCGACAACAGUGGGGACGAACCCAUCGGCCGCCGGUGCAAGCUGGUUUCACUGCCUCUAAGCAAAGAGGUAGUCUUUGGCGUGCGAGACCUGGAGGAACUGAUUGUGUUGCUGUCUGAGAUGCCGACCGCCAGCGCGACGGGCUCCGCGUCGCAUAUGUAUAUACCACGCCCUGGCAAAGUGCGGAAGAUGUUCGCCAUGAGAGCAUGUCGGUCUAGCAUCAUGAUCGGCAAAAACUUGACUCAGAGACAGAUGGAGAAGGUAGUGAGGAACAUGGGGACUAUCGACAAACCAUGGAAUUGCCCUCAUGGCCGACCGACCAUGAGGCAUUUGAUGAGUCUACGACAGUGGAAUGAGUGGGAUGAAUUCGGGGAGGAAGGGCUGGAAACCGAGGACCAUCAAUCGAGGGCAGACUCAUUGAACAUAUGGAAAGGCUAUUUCAGGUGUAUGGCAGAGUCUGGUGAUGAAGAGGAGGAGGAUGAAGAGGAGGAGGAUGAAGAGGAGGAGGAUGAAGAGGAGGAGGAUGAAGACGAAGUUGACGAGAGAUGCACAAUCCUGGACUCAGAUAUCAGUUCGGCUCCUGCUCCGAUAGUUGCUGUUGAGCCUCUACACAAUGCCUAA
This is a messenger RNA of Aspergillus tanneri, 3318 nucleotides long. RefSeq names its product ATP-binding mismatch repair protein PMS1. The coding region runs from base 1 to 3318 and encodes 1105 amino acids. NCBI's taxonomy places the organism in Eukaryota, Fungi, Ascomycota, Eurotiomycetes, Eurotiales, Aspergillaceae. The transcript is spliced from 5 exons. Gene Ontology annotation, biological process: mismatch repair. The record is from RefSeq and is a predicted model, not a curated record. Gene Ontology annotation, molecular function: ATP-dependent DNA damage sensor activity; ATP hydrolysis activity; ATP binding. Gene Ontology annotation, cellular component: MutLalpha complex.